AUGAAAUACAACUCUUAGUGAAAAUAAUUUAAUUAGUAGAAUAUCGAUAAUAGUUUAAUAUUUUUUUAAUGUCUGCUUAUAAUCAGGCACAUUAAUAAUGUGUUCAUCUAUAAAUCUUGAAAUAUAUUCGGUAUUGAAUAAAUGUUUUAAACCAUAACCUAAAAAUCUUGGAUAAAAAACAAGAGGAUGUGAUACAGAAUAAUGGCUUUACGAGGAAUUAAAGUGGUUGAAUUGGCUGGUUUAGCUCCAGCUCCUCUAUGUGGCAUGAUUUUAGCAGAUUUUGGAGCCUCAGUACUGCGUGUAGACAAGGUUAAUGCAGAGACAGAAUUAGAUUGUCUUUGCAAUGGAAAAUCAUCUUUAGCACUAAAUCUAAAGUCAGCAGAAGGCAAGAGUAUCUUCAGAAAAUUGUGCAAAAAGUCGGAUGUGUUAAUAGAACCCUUUCGAAGAGGUGUCAUGGAAUCACUGGGCUUAGGUCCAGCAGUGUUACUUGAGGAUAAUUCAAAGCUAAUAUAUGCCAGAUUAACAGGAUAUGGACAGGAGGGUUCCAUGAGUUUAAAAGCAGGACAUGACAUUAACUAUGUUAGUUUAGCAGGAUUACUUUCAUUCUUUGGUAGAAGUAAUGAUAAACCAAUUCCUUUUAAUUUUACUGCUGACUUUGCUGGAGGAGGUUUACUAUGUGCAUUAGGAAUAGUAAUGGCCUUGUUUGAAAGAAAUUCAUCAGGUUUGGGACAAGUGGUAGACAGCAGCAUGGUACAAGGGUCUGCUUAUGUAGAUAGUUGGGUGUACAGAUCACAACACCUUCCAGUGUGGGGGAACAACAGAGGAGAAAACAUAUUGGACUCAGGGGCACACUUUUAUGAAACUUAUGAAACAAAGGACCAAAAGUAUAUGGCAGUAGGAGCACUUGAACCCCAGUUUUAUUCCAAUUUUCUCAAAGGCCUUAAUUUGAAUGAAGAUGAAUUGCCUCAGUUUGGGGACUUCAAGAAAAAUAAAAAGACAUUAGUCAACAUAUUUAAAGAGAAAACUCAGAAAGAAUGGUGUGAAGUUUUUGAUAAAUUAGAUGCUUGUGUCACUCCUGUAUUAUCAAUAAAAGAAGCAGCACUAAAUGAUCACAAUGUUACAAAUAAAACGUUUGUAAAAGAUGUAGAGGAAAAUUAUGCACCCCAGCCAGCCCCCAAACUAAGCAGAACACCUGCUCAAACGCAUUGUAAAGAAGCAUUCCCAAAAAAUGGACAAGAUACAGAGGUAAUUUUAAAAGAUUUGGAUUUUUCUGAAAAAGAAAUAUCUGAUUUUGAAAGGCAGGGAAUAAUUAAAAUAAUUCCUUCAAAGUUGUAAUCAACUUUUGUUUUAUAAAAUAAUUUAUUAAAUUAAGCAGAAAUCAGUCUUAUUUUGCAAUAAAGACUCAUAUUAGAAGUUGAA
This is a messenger RNA of Agrilus planipennis (emerald ash borer), 1419 nucleotides long. RefSeq names its product alpha-methylacyl-CoA racemase-like. Gene Ontology annotation, cellular component: mitochondrion. The record is from RefSeq and is a predicted model, not a curated record. The coding region runs from base 202 to 1335 and encodes 377 amino acids. Gene Ontology annotation, molecular function: alpha-methylacyl-CoA racemase activity. The transcript has 3 exons. NCBI's taxonomy places the organism in Eukaryota, Metazoa, Arthropoda, Insecta, Coleoptera, Buprestidae. Gene Ontology annotation, biological process: bile acid metabolic process.